CAAUGAACCCUACCUAGAGCCUCAAGCAUCAUCUGCUCCAACAAUUCAUUCCUCAUCAUACUCUUCUUGUCUUAGCAAAGCAACGCGCUUCCCACUAUGUCUCCCUCGCACGCAAACAUCAUCUUCGGCGCCGGCCUCGUCAACGACAGCAGCAACCUCAACACCCCAGCCAAAACCGCCGCAAUCCUCCAGAUCCUCCACCGUCACAACAUUCAGCAGAUCGACACAGCCCAGAUCUACGGUCGAAGCGAGGAACUCCUCGGCCAAGCCAAUGCAGCCGCCGAAGGCUUCGCCUUGGACACCAAGCACGGCGGCGGAUUUCGGCCGGGACGCUCGUCACGAGAAGCGGUCAUCGCUGAUGCAGAGGAGAGUCUGAGGAAACUGAACACCGAUUCCAUCAACGUCUUCUAUAUCCACGCCCCAGACCGCAGCGCCCCGCUCGAGCCGACCCUCGCAGGCAUCAACGACCUCUACCAAGCCGGCAAGAUCAAGGAGUUCGGGCUCUCGAACUUCACCGCCGCAGAGACGAGAGAGGUGCUUCGCCUCUGCCAGGAGCACGACUACGUGCGCCCGACUGUAUACCAGGGCAACUACAACGCCAUCUCGCGGCUCGUGGAGACGGACCUUCUCCCCUUGCUGCGGGAGCACCACAUUCGGUUCUAUGCUUAUAGCCCCAUCGCCGGCGGGUUCCUCACGAAGACGAGCGAGCAGCUCCGGAAUGCGAGCGGGUCGAGCGGACGCUGGGAUCCCGGCUCGGGGUUCGGCAAGAUCUACCGCGGCCUGUAUGUGAACCCGGACAUGCUGGCUGUGCUGGAUCGCUGGAAUGAGGUCGCGGAGCAGGCGGGGAUCCCCAAGGCGGAGUUGGCGUAUCGGUGGGUGACGUAUCAUUCUGCGUUGAAGGGGGAGCUCAGAGAUGCGAUUAUUGCGGGAGCGAGUGGUGUUGAGCAGCUGGAGCAGACGUUAGCGGCGCUGGAGAAGGGGCCCCUUGAGGAUGAGGUUGUGAGGCGUGUGGAGCAAAUCUGGGAGGCUGCGAAGGAGUUUGCGGUGCUGGAUAACUUUAAUGCGCGGUAG
Molecule: messenger RNA, 1071 nt
Organism: Aspergillus homomorphus CBS 101889
Lineage: Eukaryota; Fungi; Ascomycota; Eurotiomycetes; Eurotiales; Aspergillaceae
Product: aldo/keto reductase family protein
Exons: 2
Coding region: 97-1071 (324 amino acids)
Cellular component (GO): cytosol
Molecular function (GO): oxidoreductase activity
Source: RefSeq, a predicted model, not a curated record